GGUUACUGCGUGUACGCCACAAUUCACCUUCCCCUCCCUGUCGGCCUCGCGGUCAUCGCCAAUUUUCAGUCUCUCGACUCCAGAGCGACAUAGCUACUACUAUUCUCGGCACUGUGCAAGUUGGCCUGUGCCGCCAUAGCCGCCCUGAUAUCCAGCACUUAGAGGGGGGUAGAAUUGGAAUGAGGAUGGGGCAAGCAAUUCAGCGGGGACGUUGUUCUAGGCCGUUGUCGGCGGCUCGCCCAAUGUUCCUUUUGUUUGUGGUGUUUCUCAACUUGAUUGGGAGUAGUGGUGCCUGGAAUGGGGAAGUGCCAAGAAGGCCCAGGGGGUUUCCCGCUCGUGCAGAAUGUGGGGCAGACGUCGAUAUGGACAUCUUCAUCGAUCCGCUUUGUCCAGAUUGCAAAGCGGCCUGGCCAACGGUGAAGCGCCUCCUCAACGUCUACAGCACGGAGGAACUCAGCAUUCACAUCCAGCUUCUACCUCUCCCAUUCCAUCACUACUCGUACUACGCGUGCCAAGCAACAGUCGCUGCAGCGAGGCUGAACAGUUCUGCAGUGUUCCCAUGGCUGCAGACAAUCUUCCGGUAUCAGGAUUACUUUUCGACAGAGGCAACAUUUGCAGAGACAACGGAAUCGGUUCUAGAACGACUUGUAGGACUGGCUCCCCAUGCUGGACUGGAUACGAAGCAGUUCAGCUCAGCAUUCUACGAUUCUGAAGUAGAUCUUGACACGAGGUUGGCAUUCAAGUAUUCCUGCUCAAGGGGAAUGAUGGGAACCCCUUCAUUCCUGGUCAAUGGCGUUGAAGCCGGCAGCGGUGAUUGGAGUAUCAAGGAAUGGAAAGAACUGCUGGACCCCUUGAUGAGACGGAAAGGAGAUAGUCAGUAUGUUUAGCACCGAUGUGCAGGGACGAGAAGGGAAUGACGGAGAUGUGGCCGAAUAUCCCAGGCUCCCAUCGACAGAUGCAGGCUUUGUUGGAGUCAAGCAGAGAAGCAUUGAGGUGGGAAACAAUGAAAGCUACCCGGCAGU
Messenger RNA from Chara braunii, 1022 nucleotides. Lineage: Eukaryota; Viridiplantae; Streptophyta; Charophyceae; Charales; Characeae. The record is from the annotation of a GenBank genome assembly.